AUGGGCACGGUGGAAGAGGUCUGUGUCUGUGGUGAGCCGCUGCUCAGGGUAGGGCUUUUGACGGAGUUGCUUCGCUACACAAGUGCGUGUCGCCUAGCAAAAACUCUUGCGGCACUCGCAGCAAGUGAACUUCCAGGCGAGCGACAAGAUGGCAAGGGUCUAAUGACAGUGGCUAUUUUUGAGGGGCUGCAAUCCGCAGCUGUGCAGUGUGUGACGGGGCGUGACACCCGUCAUUGGGUGCAUCCUGUGCUGGAUGUACAUCGCCAGGCCAAAGUCCGCGUGGGAACGGAGGCGUCGAAUUUAUCGUCUACCGCAUACACGCUUGAAGGUGUAGCACUCACUAAGGGUCGCAUCUUGGGAGUAAUACGAGACAAUAAUGGUACCAACGCCAGACAUGAAGUUUCUGUAGAUGAGUUGAGGCUUGCCGAAGAGGCGUCUCUCUUUCAUGACGAGCUAUUGCCGGCAGUUGAAUGCAUUCAGCCGCAGCGUACCUCGAGGAGUGCACGGAAUUGGUUUCUUGAAAAACUGUGCGGUGCCCCCACGAAGCUACUCACCUCCUUUAACCAAAAGCGGCGUAAGGCCUGGGCACUGACAGACAGACUACUCAUUUUAUUUUACGAAGAACGCAGGCGAUUGGCGGAGCUUAAGGCGCGCAUGCAGCGCGAAGAGUCGGCUAUCGAGCUCAAGGGCCUCACGCUUACCCAGCUCGAAAACUGUGACGUAGUGCAGCUUGAAAUUCGCAUCUGCGACAAAACUGACAGUGGGUGGUUUCAGUCCAGGUUCCCAAGGGAAACGGUGCGACAUGAUUCGCAUGAUGUGGUCACCACUUUAGAGAUUCAGGCGGAACAUGUGGCUCGGUUGCGGCGGCUAGCCUUGUGCUCCGAGGAUAUCCACUUUCGUUUCUCCCUGGCUCUAGUACUACUACGCUAUGCCGGUCUGAGUGGCGGGGAGUGGCAGCUGGAAUCUGGAUGGCACGCAGGUGUUCCCCCCAGUGUUUUUGCUGCUUUGGUGAGUGCCUUUCACGUGACGGUGGAAUGUUUUGCAAGUCCGUUGAAUUGCACGCUGUCACGAUAUUUUUCUGCGUUUCCUGACACUGAUGCUUUUUUUGGCUGUUGUGGUAACUUUUUUGCUUCCCCACCGUUGGUGCCUCUGGAAGGAGAUCCACUAUCACUUGAGGCGAAUCCACCCUUUGACCAUGGAGUUAUUGCUGCCGGCUUGGAACGGGCCCUGCGGUGGCUGGAGGAUACGCCAGCAACAACGCCACUGUCCUUCGUUUUUAUAUUGCCUGACUCAGCGCAAGCCAACGGCGUUACAGUACGCAAGAGCGCGGAAAAAAGCCGUUUUUUCCGUGGUGGUUGCGUUGUCCCUUCUCAUACGUCCAUGUACGUUCAUGGAGCUUGUCACGUUGAACAACGGAUGAAGCGAAAGCGCCCAUAUAAUGCGUGUGCCAGUGAGGAGGAACUAGUGGUUUUGUCCUGUGCGACAAGAUUAUUGGUGCUGCAGAACGACGCUGCUGCAGCCAUGCUUUCUGCCAGUGAAGGGAUAACUAAGGUGCGAUCUGCUUGGGAGGCAUUAUCAGCUUCUGUGGCAUUGUGA
This is a messenger RNA of Trypanosoma rangeli, 1596 nucleotides long. RefSeq names its product putative phosphorylated CTD-interacting factor 1-like. The record is from RefSeq and is a predicted model, not a curated record. Lineage: Eukaryota; Euglenozoa; Kinetoplastea; Trypanosomatida; Trypanosomatidae. Gene Ontology annotation, molecular function: RNA polymerase II C-terminal domain binding; mRNA (2'-O-methyladenosine-N6-)-methyltransferase activity. The coding region runs from base 1 to 1596 and encodes 531 amino acids. The transcript has a single exon.